AAACGUCAUCUUCCCGCGCCACGUCUGUUGUGUCACUCAAGCGACCGGAUAUGUAACUACAUGUGAACAUUUCUGUUGUUCUGACCCCGAGUGUGUGUUUAAGGUGAAACAACACAGCGGGAAACAUGUCUGUGGCUUUGUCGCGCUGUCUCUGCAGGGUGUUGUCCCGACAGACCGCUCCGUCCAGCUUCCUGUUGGGAGAACAUCACCAUGCUGUACAGAGUCCUUGGUUUGCACCAGUGAUGACGCUGAAGACAUCCGCUCCGCUGAGAGCGGAGCCCAAAAAGAAGAAGAAAGUGGACCCAAGAAGGGAACAGAUGAUAAAAGAGAGGCUGAGAAAGAAGCUGAAGAAGCUGGAGAAGGUUCCACCUGAGCUCAUCCCGAUAGAGGACCUUAUCACUCCAGCCAAAUGCUUGGAUGAAACAAGGGAACGCUCUGCACAAAGGCUGUCAUUUGAAGAAAGUGAGGGCCGAGCUCUGCUUCUGAAGGAGUGGAGCCGAUACAAACAGGAGCAGCACAUGGCUGAAGUGCAGGCUGUUGAACUUUCUCUAAAAGCACAGAGGGAGGCGCUGGAGGAGCUGAAGUUAGAGUCAGAGGAUCUGUACCAGGCAGCGCUGAAGCCAGACCCCCUUCUGUUUCCCUUCUCUCAUGAAGGUCCUACCUACACACCGCCAAAGACCACGUAUGAAGCGCCUGAUGGGAAGUACAACAACAUCACUAAAGUCUACACACAGUGAUGGACAGUGAACAGCUGUGGGUGCAGCCUGUGUAUAGUGUCAUAAAUUGCAUGUCCUUGUUUGUACAUGAUUCAAUUAGCCAAGAUGCAGCCUUUGAACAGCCUGCGUGUGUAGGUGUGACGGACCCUUGGCACAUGUUUUAUCCUUUUUCAAUUGUUCAGUCACCUCACUUGUUUCGUUCAAAUGCAACAGCGUUCAUGGAAACUAUGCGUCGAACUGUUGGGUUUUCUUCCAUCUGUUUAAAACAUAGCAUAAAAAAACCCAGCAAAUAAAAUGUUCUUUUUAUUGAUGCAA
Molecule: messenger RNA, 1031 nt
Organism: Micropterus dolomieu (smallmouth bass)
Lineage: Eukaryota; Metazoa; Chordata; Actinopteri; Centrarchiformes; Centrarchidae
Gene: mrpl40
Product: mitochondrial ribosomal protein L40
Exons: 5
Coding region: 126-737 (203 amino acids)
Cellular component (GO): mitochondrial ribosome; mitochondrial large ribosomal subunit
Source: RefSeq, a predicted model, not a curated record